AUUUUUUAUGGGGUAGGUAAUCUGAUGGCGAAAAAUUAGUUUCGUGGAGAAGAUAAAAAACAGCGCUCAAGGAGAAACAACAAUGAGAUCGCAGUUUAGCCCUUUCAACACGUCGCUGAUUACGCCCAGCGGAAGUACUUCCGCUACGUCGGCAGUCAUGCCGCAGCGACCACCCCGCCGCAGAGCUCAGUCGGUGGGAAACUCUGUCUACGGCAGUGCAAUGGUCCUGCCGUCGUCGACUCCGCGGGGAUCGUUGUUCAAUGCUAAUGACGAGGAUACAUGUCUCGUGAGGAUUAAGGUCGUGGCAGCUCAUUCGCUGACCAAGAAGGACAUCUUCGGUAACAGUGAUCCGUACGUCAAAGUAGACAUCAACACAAUUGUAGGCGAUGUUAACAUCGAUUCCAUGGUCACAAAGACCAAGAAAAAGACCCUCAACCCAACAUGGAACGAAGAGUUUACCUUUAGGGUAAAGCCAAACGAACAUAAACUGGUUUUCCAGGUGUAUGACGAGAAUCGUCUAACUCGUGAUGGAUUCUUGGGUAUGGUCGAGCUGACUCUUAUCAAUCUACCUCGUGAGCAGGAGGGGCGAACAAUACCCGUAAAAAAUUAUCCACUCCGACCGAAGAAAGUUUCCGGCAUGUUACGAUCGAAGAUAAGAGGAUCGUUAGAUGUUUACCAUGCGGUCAUGCGGGACCAGGAUACAGGCGAGCAGAGUUCCUGGGGAGCUGGUGAACAACCGAUGUCGGCUAGUCUUCGAGCAGCCCAGACUGCGGUAGUAAACGUGGAUUCUCUACCGUCCGGCUGGGAGGAACGACAGGAUGCAAUAGGGCGAACCUACUACGUGAAUCACAUCGCGCGCACUACGCAAUGGGAACGACCUACGGCUGCGCCACCUCAGCAUGGUAUCAACGAGAUGGCGGCUGCUUUCCAGCGACGUUUUCACAUUAGCAACGACCCAGGUGAUACCGAGGGUACCAAUAGUAAUGCGGAUACAUUAAGCAUCACCUCUGAGAGUAAUGGCAGUCAAAGAUUGGACCGAUCUGUCAGCGGCUCCAUCAGUUCCCUGAAUGCUAGCGGUUCCAACAACAAUAACAACAAUAGCAGAGGUGACUUGUCUCCGUCACCGUCGUCAACAUCUCUCUCGAAUGGCACCAACAGCAGACCGACUAGACCCGCUCCAUUACCACCAGUAGCAUCACCGAGUUCUUCAACCAGCGCUACCCCAACCAGUGGCAGACGUCUUGCACCACAACCCCCACAGGUUAUCGCUAGGGUCUCACAGGGGAGUGGUCGGCACUCCCCCGAGGACAAUGCUGCCGUUGAAGAUAACAACAACAGGAUGAACGGUACAAUCCUACUCAACGAUACCGGAGGAGGUAUCCAGUCAACAGAUGACGGCCGACCGGAGGCGGAUAAUUCAUCUAUUCGAUCAGUAGAUGCUAGUUCAUCUCUCACCAGUUCACCAAUUCCGGGGGCUCACAACCAGCAAUCACAACUGCCCAGUUCGGAUGGGCUCCCUCCCGGUUGGACAAUGCAGUUUGCCGCCAACGGACGACUGUUCUUCAUAGACCACAUCAGUAAGAAAACCUCCUGGGUUGAUCCCCGGACGGGAGUGGCUAGUUCGAUCCCAAGUGCCUCGUUGAAUAACAACUCUGCGGUGGGUGCCAGCAUCGGUGCCGCUGGUGGCGUUGCUAGUCCAAACGCUCGACAGGAAGAUGAGCUGGGAUCACUGCCCGAGGGGUGGGAGGAACGAGUGCACAGCGACGGUAGGACCUUCUUCAUUGACCAUAACACGCGAGCGACACAGUGGGACGAUCCUCGGCUGUCGAAUCCCAAAAUUGCCGGCCAAGUAGUGCCGUAUUCGAGGGAUUACAAGCAGAAGUACGAGUAUCUCAAGAGUCAGCUGAAAAAACCGGCCAACGUUCCGAACAAGAUCGACAUCAAAAUUAGGCGAACCUCGAUCCUGGAGGACUCGUACCGAAUAAUCAACUCCGUCACCAAGGUCGACUUGCUCAAGACUAAACUAUGGGUGGAGUUCGAGGGUGAAGCUGGUCUGGAUUACGGUGGUUUGGCACGGGAAUGGUUCUACCUGCUAUCGAAGGAGAUGUUCAACCCGUACUACGGUCUGUUCGAGUACUCGGCAAUGGACAACUACACACUGCAGAUUAAUCCUUUCAGUGGGUUGUGCAACGAGGAGCAUUUGAACUAUUUCAAAUUUAUCGGUCGGAUAGCCGGAAUGGCAGUGUAUCACGGUAAGCUGCUGGAUGCGUUCUUCAUUAGGCCGUUCUACAAAAUGAUGCUGCAGAAGCAAAUCGAUCUGAAUGACAUGGAAUCGGUGGACACCGAGUAUUACAACUCGUUGCUCUACAUCAAGGAAAAUGAUCCGUCCGAGCUGAUGUUGACCUUCAGUGUGGACGAGGAGAGUUUCGGAACCACUAGUCAACGGGAGCUGAAACCGAACGGAGCCGAUAUCGAAGUGACGGACGAGAACAAAGACGAAUAUAUUAAAAUGGUGAUCGAGUGGAGGUUCGCAGCCAGAGUCAAAAACCAGAUGCAAGCAUUUCUAGAUGGAUUCGGAUCGCUAAUACCGCUGCAUUUGCUCAAGAUCUUCGACGAGAAUGAACUGGAAUUGCUAAUGUGUGGUAUCCAAAGUAUUGAUGUGAAUGACUGGAAGCGAAAUUCGUUGUACAAAGGAGAUUACUAUGCAAACCACGUUGUAGUUCAGUGGUUCUGGCGGGCGGUUCUGUCAUUCAGCAAUGAAAUGCGUGCCAGGCUAUUGCAAUUCGUGACUGGUACCUCCAGGGUACCAAUGAAUGGUUUCAAGGAACUCUACGGAUCAAAUGGACCGCAGAUGUUCACGAUCGAGAAGUGGGGUACACCAAACAACUACCCGAGGGCACACACAUGCUUCAAUCGACUGGAUCUCCCACCGUACGAAAGUUAUUCGCAGCUCAAGGACAAAUUGGUCAAAGCGAUUGAGGGCAGUCAAGGAUUUGCAGGGGUUGACUAGAGUACGCUGCUUCCAUUAAACAAACAUUCCUUCCCCAACAUAAGCACACAAAUCAAACACACCAGCUGCUGCUACACACUACACAAAGCAUAGUUUCUCUGCUGUGGAGGAGUGGCGAACCGUUUUUAUUUUUACUAGCUUUAAGGAGCGAACAGAAUGUUCUGAUUGCGUGCAAUCGCAAUCGUAGAAUGGGAAACAAUUUUUCAAAGCAAAUCAACAAAGUCUGCCAUAACGAUUCGAGUCUCCUCAACCAAAAAAAAGAAGGCAAAAACACUAUUCUGCCUGACUAUAGUUGGAAUAGACUAGUAAACUAGUACCAGCGAGAAGUGAGAGUGCCUUGCAAAAAGAUGUUCCAAGAGGGAAACAUGCUUGCCUAGUAAGUUGCAAUUCCGAAACCCUCAAGCAAUGGCUUUGAAAUAAAGAUUUAAAAAACGAAACUGAUCCUACGUUUAGAGUCACCAAAUAUAUUUACCAAGUUUAUAGUUUACACGGGGCAGCUAGCAACCAGUAGCAAUGUUCAAAGUUAUCAAAAAGUUUACAAGAGCAAUUCAGCUUUGGCAAAACCCAGUGAUUAUUAAAUUAUUGUACCAUUUUAUUUGAAUUUAUCCCGGAUUUUGGUCGGAAUUGUGAAAGCAUACUAGAUACGAGAAGGAUACAAAUAUGAUUAAACUAGCCGAUAGGGUAAGACAACUCGCACACAACGUGGGGAUCAGCACGAAACCCGUAUGUAUUAUUAAAUUUUUAAUAAAAUGCAAAUAUUAUUCGACUCCUGUUUAUGAUUGGCAGUGAAUUA
Molecule: messenger RNA, 3803 nt
Organism: Topomyia yanbarensis
Lineage: Eukaryota; Metazoa; Arthropoda; Insecta; Diptera; Culicidae
Product: E3 ubiquitin-protein ligase Nedd-4-like
Exons: 10
Coding region: 83-3010 (975 amino acids)
Biological process (GO): ubiquitin-dependent protein catabolic process; regulation of dendrite morphogenesis
Molecular function (GO): sodium channel inhibitor activity; protein binding; ubiquitin protein ligase activity
Source: RefSeq, a predicted model, not a curated record